AAUCGUCAUUGGUUUGUGCUGUGGGCAGAGCGGACAAAGCUCGUACUCUCGCUGGAAUCUCGUUGUUGCUGUUAAACCCACGACGUUUUGUUUCCGUUCUUCUUCAGCUGGAAUUUCACGCGUACCGUCUCACCUCUACACCCCAUCUAGCUGGCGACUGGAACCGGAUGUUUCAAGUUGGUCCUAUGAGAUGUAUGUGAGCAGUGGAGAUGGGUCACCGAAAGAAACUGAACCGGUGAGGUCAACAAGACAAGACCCAGACCUUGUGGACAAACUGACCGAACCAUGCACCACCUUGCUUCCUGAUUACACUCCCGUCCUGCUUUCUGGCCUUCUUCACCCUUCGUAAAUUGAGUCAUCGUGCCGUCCAACGCUCACUAGCAUGGCUACGCCGUUCUUGUGGAAACUGUCCUCUCAGAAGCUGGGCUUCUUCCUGGUCAGCUUCGGCUUCAUCUGGGGAAUGAUGCUGCUACAUUUCACCAUCCAGCAGAGGGCCAGUCAUGAGAACAGCGCCGUGCUACGUCAGCAGAUUCUUGAACUCAGUAAGCGAUACAUAAAGGCUUUGGCUGAGGAGAACAAGAGUGUGAUGGAUGGACCCUAUGUUGGCACAAUGACAGCUUAUGACUUGAAGAAGACCCUGGCAGUGCUGCUAGAUAAUAUCAUGCUGCGGCUUGGCAAAUUGGAAUCCAAGGUAGAGAACAUCUUUAAUGGCUCCAAUGUCAGCUUGACCAACGGCACCAUCGCUAUGUCACCCAGCUCCAGCAAUCCGGAAAAAGUCAAUGUGGCUGACCUCCUGAAUGGUGCUCAGGAGAAGUGUGAGCUGCCACCUCUGGAUGGUUUCCCUCACUGUGAGGGCAAGAUCAAGUGGAUGAAGGAAAUGUGGCGCUCCGACUCAUGCUACAGCAACUAUGGAGUGGAUGGAUCAACUUGUUCUUUCUUCAUAUACCUGAGUGAGGUGGAGAACUGGUGCCCCCAUCUGCCCUGGAGGUCGAGAAUGUUAAAUGAAGAGACCGACAGAAUGGGACAGACUGAGAUCAGGACCAGCUUUGAUGAGCUCUACCGGGGAAUGUCACAGCGUGAGGAGUUCCGCUGGAUGAUGCUGAGGAUUAAACGGAUGGCUGUUCCGUGGGUCAGCGCCAUCCGCUCACUGGCUAGGAAACAGAACUUGGCUAAGCGGCGGAGAAAGAAGAUACUGGUGCACUUGGGCCUGCUGACCAAAGAGUCUGGUUUCAAGAUUGCAGAAAACGCCUUCAGUGGUGGCCCUCUAGGAGAGCUGGUUCAGUGGAGUGACCUCAUAACCACGCUGUAUCUUUUGGGCCACGAUGUUCGCAUCUCGGCUUCUCUGGCGGAGCUCAAAGAGAUCAUGCGCAGAGUCAUGGGAAACAAAUCCAGCUGUCCCACUCAGGGCGACAAGAUAGUGGAGCUCAUCUACAUUGACAUUGUGGGCCUCACCCAAUUUAAGAAGAUGCUGGGGCCGUCCUGGGUCCACUACCAGUGUAUGCUGCGGGUGUUGGAUUCAUUCGGGACAGAGCCGGAGUUUAACCAUGCCCACUAUGCUCAAUCAAAAGGUCACAAGACUCCAUGGGGGAAGUGGAACCUUAACCCCCAACAGUUUAACACCAUGUUCCCUCACACACCAGACAACAGCUUCCUGGGCUUCGUUGUAGAGCAACACCUCAACGCUAGUGAUGUCAAGCAUAUUGAUGACAUCAAGAGGCAGAAUCAGUCGCUUGUCUAUGGCAAAGUCGACAACUUCUGGAAGGACAAGAAGAAGUACCUGGAUGUGAUCCACAGCUACAUGGAGGUUCAUGGAACCGUGCAUGGCACUAGCACCAUCCACCUGCCCAGCUACGUCAAGAACCACGGCAUCCUGAGCGGCCGGGACCUGCAGUUUCUUCUUCGAGAAACCAAGCUCUUCGUGGGUCUCUCCUUCCCCUAUGAGGGUCCCGCUCCCCUCGAAGCCAUUGCCAAUGGCUGUGCCUUCCUCAACCCCAAAUUUAACCCCCCCAAAAGCAGCAAGAACACAGACUUCUUCAAGGGGAAGCCCACCUUGAGAGAGCUGACCUCACAACACCCUUAUGCUGAAGUCUACAUUGGUCAGCCACACGUGUGGACAGUGGAUAUCGACAACCCUGCAGAAGUGGAACGAGCUAUUCGCUCCAUCCUCAGCCAAAAGAUUGAGCCGUACCUGCCGUACGAGUUCACCUGCGAGGGCAUGCUGCAGAGAGUCAACGCCUUCAUAGAGAACCAGGACUUUUGUCACGGGCAGGUGAUGUGGCCGCCCCUCAGCGCCCUGCAGGUCAAGCUGGCAGAGCCCGGACAGACCUGCAAACAGGUGUGUCAGGAGGAGCAGCUCAUAUGUGAGCCGUCCUUCUUCCAGCACCUCAACAAGGACAAAGACUUGGCCAGGUUCGGUGUGGACUGUCAGACAGUGGAGUCGAGCGCUGACACAGUGGUCCCAGCCUACAGUGAGACCCGCCACCACUGCAUCUUCCAGUCCGACCUGCUGCUGUUCAGCUGUGCUGGUGCGCACCAGACACUGAAGCGAGUCUGUCCCUGCCGUGACUACAUGAAGGGCCAGGUGGCGCUCUGUAAAAACUGUCUAUAGCAGCAGCACCAGGCACAAAGAGGGGGCAGGACUUGGGGGUGGAAGGCCAGAGAUCCACAAGCGUUAAACUGAAGUCCCAAACUCCGAGCAGCACCAGGGUCACCACAGGCUGACGGUCCGUUCCUCGUAUUUAUUGCUUCGGCAGCAGCCGGAUGUGGACUUGAAUUCACAAGACCAAUGGAGUCCCCUCCAGUGUCCAGUGUCAGUGACCCCUCUGCCCCCCACACCCCACCCAGCCCAACCAUCAGUCCUGUUAAUCCCCGUAGGUAGGUUUGCACUGGACUAACACACAGACGGCGGCUAGAGUUUGACACUGUAACCAGCUAGUUCCUCUCUGACCUGGAGGGAGGACACCUGAUGUAGAUAUUUGGAUUUUUAUUUGGGGACUUCUCCAUUGGUGGGAAUUGGUGUCGCCAUGACAACUGAAUAUCAGACAACCUUAUAGACACCUAUUUUCUCAAACUGUUUACAUUGCACAUCAUGUUUAACAGUUUUAUCUGAGUUUAAAUUGAAGGCCAGUAGGCACACACACACACACACACACACACACAGCUCUACGUGUGGAGUCCCCACAUUGCGGUCAGCCAAAGACUCCACGUGUGAUGACCGUGACAACGUGUUUGUGUCAUAUCAGCUGUCAAUCAUAUUCCCUCAAUAUGCCAACAAAUCAAAGGUUGCUUUGUGUAUUUAAGACGAAGGGCAACAGGAAACCGGUGUAGGGGAACGCACUACUGUUGCAGAAAUGUUAUUGUUACACUGUUUUUAAAUGUCUUUUUUAAUUUAAUUUAUACACAGAUUCUUUAUCACCGUGUUCAUUCGGAGGGUUGGAAAGUCUUUAUUUAUAUCAGAGGUGUCUUUUUUUUUUUUUGGAGAUUCUAUUUAUGGUUAUAAUUUAAAAGAACAAAUGCGCGACCAGCGGUUGGAGAUCUGUGUGCUUUGGUUCAAAGGAAAUCGAGAUGGGGAUGAGAGACUGUCUAGUUGUGUCAGUCCAUGCACAGAACUCCAUGUCAUGUGUGAGACGAUUAUCUCUCUGAAGGUUUCACCUCUGAAAAAAUAUUAGUUGAAUUUCAUGCCACCAAGUCUCGACGCCUCUCUUCCUUCGCUCACGCCAGCCCAGACACAAGCAGACAAACGUGCCUUGUUUUAGUGUGAAAGGCAGCAGCUUUUGUUUCCUCUCUGUUUGCACGUGCUCAGAUCAGUGCUCUGGAGUUAUACUGAGUUCUUUAUCUGCGGAACAAGACAUGCCUUCUCAUAUUCUCCUCUUCCAUCAGGUCAAAGGUCAUAACACAUCAUUUAUAAAACCUGGACCCCCCAACCAAAUGGCUCUCACUUCUUGUCACUAGAGAGGAAGCCAUAAUUAAAUUCCCACGUCCGGAUUGAUAAAAGGAGAACUUGUGGUCGGAGUGCCUCAUGUGACCUUCAUGGCGGCAGAUAAAACGCUACAGAGAGAAUUUGAUCUCCGUCGUUUGUUUGAUAGAGCGAGAAAUUCCUUAUGUUUCAUUCAUUGUGAAUUUAAAAAAAGUACAUCUGUUUUCUUACAUCGAAAGCCUUACUUAUUUCACAUGUCGACAUAUUAGAAGCAUGUUGUCCAUCUGAGGAUCAGCGGUUGCUGAAGUAUGUUCUUUCAAAUUGUGUCUGAUGCACCAGCGCUACUCCCAGCGACCAAUAACAACCGUGACAUGUAUUUGUGUUCACAGUCAGAUUCAGAGGGAUAUAACUUUAUUUUUAAAUAAACAUUUUUUCUGUGA
This is a messenger RNA of Synchiropus splendidus (mandarinfish), 4356 nucleotides long. RefSeq names its product alpha-1,6-mannosylglycoprotein 6-beta-N-acetylglucosaminyltransferase (gene mgat5). Gene Ontology annotation, molecular function: alpha-1,6-mannosylglycoprotein 6-beta-N-acetylglucosaminyltransferase activity. The record is from RefSeq and is a predicted model, not a curated record. The transcript has 17 exons. NCBI's taxonomy places the organism in Eukaryota, Metazoa, Chordata, Actinopteri, Syngnathiformes, Callionymidae. Bases 383 to 2608 code for a protein of 741 amino acids. Gene Ontology annotation, cellular component: Golgi apparatus. Gene Ontology annotation, biological process: protein N-linked glycosylation.